Messenger RNA from Plectropomus leopardus (leopard coralgrouper), 1716 nucleotides. The record is from RefSeq and is a predicted model, not a curated record. NCBI's taxonomy places the organism in Eukaryota, Metazoa, Chordata, Actinopteri, Perciformes, Serranidae.
GCUUAAGCAGUGACAGCGGGUUGGGAGGCAGCACAGAUGGCAGCACGGACAUCCUGGUGUUUGGCUCGGUGGUGGACAGCGUCACAGAGGAGUGUGAGGUGUCGGAGGACUCGAGCGGUGAAGCUGAGCUGGAGGCAGAGCCGGAGACGUCAGAUCCGGAGGACAUUAGGGACCUUCAUCCUGGAGCGCUGCUCUGCAAGGCCUCAAAAGCUCGCAACCUGCCCGUCAUGGCUGAAGCACUGGCCCACGGGGCGGAUGUCAAUUUGGUCAACGACGAGGACGAAGGAAAGACGCCUCUCAUUCAGGCCGUGAUCGGGGGCUCGUUGAUCGCCUGUGAGUUCCUGCUCCAGAACGCUGCUGAUGUCAACCAAAGGGACGCGAGAGGGAGGGGCCCCCUGCAUCACGCCACGUAUCUGGGACACACGGGGCAGGUGUGUUUAUUCCUAAAACGAGGAGCGACACAGAAUGACGAAGAUGAGGACGGCCAGGACCCUCUGAGUAUAGCUGUACAGCAAGCCAAUGCAGACAUAGUCACACUGCUGCGUCUGGCCCGGAUGAACGAGGAGAUGCGGGAGUCGGAGGGACCCUUCGGACAGCCAGGUCAAUACCCAACCAGCAGCCCCACUGAGCAGCAGUAUAAGAAAUGCAUUCAGGAGUUUAUCUGUCUCACUAUAGCCGAGUGCUAGAGUCACGUCCAGUCAGGUUACAGUGCAGGGGGUGCCAGCAGACGUAUGGCUGACUGAGACGCGUCAGAUUAACUUCUUCUCUACAUCAGAUAAUAUCAGAAUAAUUCCUCUCCCCAGCACAGUCCGCUGACUUCACCCCCCAGCAGUCAGCUCCUCACUCAGGAUCACACAACUCAGUACUAACCUCCUUUAAUGAUGUCAGAUCUGAUGGUGAUCUUAUCAGUCCAAUCACAGCAGAGCUGAGAAAUCACUGCCGAGAAAAAUCCGCCACCUUUUUCAAACCUUUAUCCAGCAGCACUUUUCUCAAGCAAUCAGUAGACCACAGAUAAAGGCGUCAGCAGUAUAUUUGUUUAUUUUUCGAUGGUACAGGGUGCUCUGAACCAAAGACCUGCCCCAGCUCAUCUGUCCCAGUUAUUCUACGUUUAAUUUCAUCAUGUGACUGAGUUUUUGUUAUCGUAGUGAAAAGUGGAAAAAAGCUAUUUCAGGCGCCUCUUGUUCCGUAAGUAAAAGUCCCAUUCAUUAUUCCCAUAGACGUCGUUACACGACCACUUCUGCCACUUUGAUUAGCGAGACAAUCUACCGCUUCAGUCAUAAAUCAUGUAGUUAAAAUCUGCAUGAAAAUAUAUGUGGUGCAUAAAGAAAACAUGCAUAAAGACUUUGUGGGUUGAAGUUGACUACAACUCCCAAGAUGCAUUAAAUCAAGAAGCAUUCAAUCACAGACCUUUAAUUCAGAUUUUACUGUUUGAAAGUUCACUUUUCAUUUCUGGAUCACUUUUGGGUGAAUUCAGCAGCUCUGGCACUAGAUUUUCUUUCCAAGCAAAAAAUUUUGAACUCAUUACCACCUUUGUUUGUGAUCAGCUCAAUGGCAACAGCAGCUGAGACUCAUGGGUAUUGUAGUAUUUUGAGUUUUCUUCCAUACCAAAAACGUUGAACAAAAACAUAACAAAUUGAAGUAGAGAUAACUGAAAUUAAUCUGGCAAAAAUAAUAACGUUGCACUGAGAGAAUAUAGUUGACUUUUCGAUUUUAGUG